Salmo salar (Atlantic salmon) is the source of this 2963-nucleotide messenger RNA. The record is from RefSeq and is a predicted model, not a curated record. NCBI's taxonomy places the organism in Eukaryota, Metazoa, Chordata, Actinopteri, Salmoniformes, Salmonidae.
UUCACACAACACAAUGAGCACACCUUGGCCAAUGGCCAUACUAAAGGACUUCCUAUCAGUGGAACUCAGUCAGAUCAUCAAUUCACAGCUAACGGCAAGGUGUAACUGGAGCGGCUGUUGCGUUGAAUGGAGUUCAACCGACCCAAAGCUCCAGGGGGAGGGCCUGGAGAUGGAGAGGGAGGACAAGUUGUCCUGAGCACGCUGGAUGAACUCAAGCCUUGGAGGAGUGAACAGAAGCUUGAAGAGCAUGGAGGGCAAGGAGGGCUGUCUUCAACCGACACCACUAACGCAGCCAAGACAGACCCCAAAGCUCCUGCAGCAGGACCUGGAAAGGUUGACUUGCACUCAUUCCACAGCUCCCCAUCUUCAGACAGCGAGGAGGAGGACAAAUGCAAGAAGGAAAAGAAAAAGAAGCUGAAGAAGAGGAAGAAGAAGGAUUCCAGUUCAUCCUCUUCUUCCUCCUCCUCUGACAGCAGCUCUUCAGACAGUGAAGAUGAGAAGAAGAAGAAGAAGAAGAAGGCAAAGAAAGAAGGUGCUGGGGAUAUCAUAGUACAUGACGCAGCCUUCAUAUCUGAGCCUGGGCUUGAAGGCUUCACUGAUCUAAACAACGAGGAAACAAAGAAGAAAAAGGAUAAUUCAGGCUCAGACAGUGAAGAGGACAAGAAGAAGAAGAAGAAGAAGAAGAAGAAGAAGAAGAAGGAUUCCAGCUCUUCUUCUUCAUCUUCCAGCUCAUCAUCCUCUUCAUCAUCCUCCUCAGACAGUGAGGAGGAGAAGAAGAAAAAGAAGAAAAAGAAGAAGAAAAAGGAUUCCAGCUCCUCAUCUUCAUCCUCUGAUAGCUCUUCAUCCUCCUCAUCCUCAGACAGCGACAAGGACAAGAAGAAGAAGAAGAAGAAGAAGAAGAAGAAGAAGAAAAAGGAUUCUAGAUGUUCUUCUGACAGCGAGGCAGACAAAAAAAAGCAGGGAGAAGAGGCAGACGGACAGGGCAAGGAUGAGUACAGCUGUGCUGCUGGCGUUUCAGCAGCUGGUAAGGAGGGUGCUGGGCUGGAGGGUACCCUGGGACAGAAAUCGGGCAAAGAAAAACAUGAGAAGAAGAAAGACAAGAAAGACAAGAAGACGAAGAAAGAAAAGAGAACGGACAAGGGCUCUGCGUCUGAGAGUGAUGGCGAUGACAAGUGCAAGAAUGACAAAGCAAAGGAGGGUGGUGCAUCAGCUGAAUGGAUUUGUGGCAGAGAUUUUCCUGAAGGAAUGGAAGCUGGAAAUCUGAGUGACGACGAGAGAGAAGGAGAAGGAGGCAAGAAGAAAGAGAAGAAGAAGAAGUUGAAGAAAAAGAAGAAGGACUCUGGCUGUUCAUCCUCUUCUUCAUCAUCUACAUCCUCAGAAAGCUCUUCCUCUUCAGACAGCGAGGAUGACAAAAAGAAGAAGAAAAAGAAGAUGAAGAAGAAGAAAGCUGAGGAUUCCAGUUCUUCAUCUUCCUCCUCCUCGUCUUCAUCCUCCUCUUCCUCCUCAUCCUCUUCUGAUAGCGAGGAGGAAAAUAAAAAGAGGAAGAAAAAGAAGGAUUCUAGUUCUUCAUCCUCUGACAGCUCCUCCUCCUCUGACAGCGAUGAUGACAAAAAGAAAAAGAAGAAGAAGAUGAAGAAGAUGAAGAAGAAGAAAAAGGAUUCCAGCUCUGAUGAUUCAGAUAGCGAGAAAGACAAGAAGAAGAAGAAGAAGAAGAAGAAGAAGAAGACAAAGAAAAAGGAUUCCUGCUCAUCAGACAGCGAAGACGAUAAGAAGAAAAAGAAGAAGAAGAAGGAUAAGAAGGACGAUUCUGACAGCGAGGAAGACAAGAAAAAGAAGAAGGACAAGAAGAAGAAAAAGAAGGACAAGAAGAAAAAGAAGAAGAAGGAUAAGGACUCUGACAGCGAGGAAGACAAGAAAAAGAAAAAGAAGGGCAAGAAGAAAAGGAAGGAUACGAAGGACUCAUCUGACAGCGAGGAUGAUAAGAAAAAGAAGAAGAAAAAGAAGGAUUCUGGUUCUGACAGCAAGGAAGAGAAGAAGAAGAAAGACAAGAAGAAGGAUAAGAAGAAGAAAGACAAGAAGAAGGAUAAGAAGAAGAAAGACAAGAAGAAGGAUAAGAAAAAGAAAGACAAGAAGAAGAAAAAGGAUGACUCCUCAUCUGGAAGUGAUGAUGAUAAGAAAAAGAAGAAGAAGAAGGAGAAGAAGAAAGAAAAGGGUUCCUCUUCUGGAAGUGAUGAUGAUGAGGAGAAAAAGAAGAAAGACAAGAAGGACUCCUGUUCCGAUGUUGAGGGAGAAUCUAAGAAAAAAACAAAGAAAGAUGACAACAAGAAAGAGGAUGGACCUGAGAAUGAAAAGUGUGGAGAGCUGAAAAAGGAGGGGAAAUAUGUAGGUGGCUUGGUGAUGGGAGGAGGGUGCAUGGAUAGUAAACCAUCUGACGAGGGAUCAGCUAUUCGCCCGAAACCCACCCUGAAGUUGGAGCCUUGGGGGCCGUCGGCAGACGCCAGACCCAACACUCGCUAUGAGUCACUUUAUAGCCCCUCGCACUCUCUCAGUCCCAGGGAGAGCAGCCCCUCCCGCCCGCCACUCAGUCCCUUGGAGGCCCUGAUGCGGAACCCAACCUGGACCAGCGACCGUGACCCAAUGACUGGGAGAGGACCAGCCAGCAGCAGAACCACACUGCUCAAAUCCAGUGAUCUACUCAGGGGUCCUAAGCCUUAUCAGCCUUAAUUAACAUGGAGAUUGGAAAAGAUAGGCCAAGAUGAUUCAUGCUCAUUACAAUCAGGCUGAAACAUGAUCAAAAGGAAUUCUGUCAGAAAUAAAUAAAUAAAGGUACAUUUUUGUGAAUCUCUUUUCCAACUGAAGCUGGUCAACUUUUGCAAUUAAUACACUUUUGUCUCUUUGGAAACCUCACACGUGAGUGACAUGCAAUUUGUUUAUCUAAAGUAAAGUGAGAAGUUUGAAAAUAA